Gaeumannomyces tritici R3-111a-1 is the source of this 231-nucleotide messenger RNA. RefSeq lists its product as hypothetical. Bases 1 to 231 code for a protein of 76 amino acids. NCBI's taxonomy places the organism in Eukaryota, Fungi, Ascomycota, Sordariomycetes, Magnaporthales, Magnaporthaceae. The record is from RefSeq and is a predicted model, not a curated record. The transcript has 3 exons.
AUGUUGCAAAAGCAGCAUAACGAAAGGAAAUUAACCAAAACUUUCGGAAAUUACGUCCUUUUCGCUAGCGCCACAGUUAUUGCCGCCAAAAUCGUUAGCGCUAUAAUCGUUGCCGCUAAAAUUGUUAGCGCCGAAGGCGGCACCUCCCGGCGCCAAUACAAACGCUGCACCUUUACGGGGAACCGCGCGGCUCUAAAGCUUAAGCCUGCCUUUUCGUUUAAACGGCGAUAG